AUGUCUUCCCAACGUGCGAAUGGAAAGGUAUGCACUCUGACUCUUGAUUGCUUCUGGUUUUCAUUUACCUCGAGCACAAGCAAGGAAAAGCUUGAAUACUGACUGAAUAGGCUCAACAGCGCAGUGGCAAACUUCAAGAACUUAAGGAUCGUCGUGAGCAGGCUGAGAAGAAGAGGGUACGCGAUGUAAGAGCUUCUUCAUUUGACUUGGAAUCACAGUACUAUGUUUAGAUACUAAUUAUCAUCUGCAGUUGGCCAGUAAACCUGCUAUAAAACCUGCCACAUCCAUUGCGGAAAAGCCUGGAAAUCAAUCUCUUAACCCAGUAUGUCCUGCCAGAUCAUCUUCAUUAUAUGUGACUAGUUAUGUCGUACUGAUAAUAGUAUCCAGAGUCCUGCCAAGCCCAUUUCUUUGAGCUCACUCCCUCGUAUCCGUAAGGUUAAGGGAACUUCAAAAGCCGAGAAGAAAGCCCAAGAAGAAGCUGUUGCCGCCGCUAAGAAGAAACGCGAGAUGGCAGAGAAGGAAGAGGGAGAAAUUUACAGCGAUGACGAUGAGGGAAUGUUGACUGGUCACAUUAACGAUAACAGCCAAACUCAAAGAGAUACGCCAAGCAAUGUAGGUUGAAUUCCCAUCUCAAGCUCCUGUUUCUACUUUGCCGCAUUAAUUAGAAUGUAGACAUAUACCAUAAAAUAAUUUUUAACCAGAUUGACAUGCUGACUAUUCUGACUAGAAGACUACUAAGGCUAAGCCAGCUGCCCGUACCACUCGCUGUCUGCCAUACAAAACCAAAAACCAAAUGGUACGUAUUCGCUCUUCAUACUUGCUUUGACUCCACAGUGGAAGCAAAUACUUGAUGAAAUAAGAUGCUGAUAUCAUUUGCUAGGAAUCUGGAAACAACAACAACAAUGGGGCCAGAGAUGUCAAAAAGUCACAACCUGAAGCCCUAAAACCCAGUAAAACACUUCAAAAUUUGCAAAAGCCAAAGGUAUGCCGUGCAAUAUAGCCGAUUAUUAGUGUUUUCUUUAACAAUAAAAUAACAUACUAACCACUUAUCCAGGAGCCUGGUGUGAAGACAUCUUCAGCUAAGCACAGGUUGUUCGACUCCGAUGGUAGUUCUAGCUCAGAAGAGGAGAUCUACAAGCCUAUUAAAAAGCAAAAUACAACAAAGGCUGGAAUGGACUUUGAAAAUCCUCCUAUAAAGCGUAAGCAUGUCGAGGGGAAGAAAGAAGCACCACCUGUUCCUGUAAAGAAACAAAAGAUCACCGAAGAAGUCAAAAAGAGUGUCAAAAAGCCUGUCACUGUAAGUCAAUCCACAUCCUUCUCUAGUGUUUUUCUAGAAUCAUAGGUCGUAACUUACUAACAUAUGAAACAGGCUCCUGUAAAACGCACGCCUGUCGUCAAGGAGACAAAGUACCGUAUGGAUACUAGUAAAAAUCUGUUUCAAUUCGGUGUUCCCCAACAUUCCAAGAAGCUAGCACCAAAGAAAGGUUCUAUGCAGCUUGGAGAUGUUUCUGAGAAGUUGAAGGAUCUUGGUAAGAGAGAUAAAAAGACGGUAGGGAACCUUUAUAUAAUCACACAUAUCAAGAUAAGACUAAUGAUUCAACAGACUCCUUCAUCUAAUCCAUCAACAGGGGUAUCAUCUGAAAUCCAAUCUCUUUCAGCAGCCUCAACCGCUAAGAGUGACAAGAUUGCAACCGCACCACAAUCUGCAUCUGUCAAGAAAGUUCAAGGAACUGAAGGCAUCAUGAAAGAGGAAUUGAAGCAAGAGAAACUGCAGGUUCCUAAGCAGCCAAAUUCCGUGGUCGAAGUAACUCAAUCUCUUGCGGUAGAGCUGGAUCCAGAGCAAGACGCAUUGUUGGAGAAAGACAUGGAUGAGUAUAUGGCUAAUCUUGAUCCCAAGGUUGCUGCUGCAGUCAAGGCACAACAGCAGCAAGUAAAUCGCCGAUUUUCCAGAGAAUCUAAAAAACAAGCUGUGAAAUCGGAUAAGAAAUCAGUUGAGAAUAGUGGCUUCGAAAUAUUUGGAGAUGCCCAAGAAACUAUCAUACUCCAACCUUCUCCAAGCUCGAUGGAAGAUUCAGGCUUUGAGGAGCUGGAGAUGGACCUUGAGCAGGCUUUUGAGGCCGACAAACAAUUACAGUUAGCUAUCAAAGCUUCGUUUGCUUUCCAAAAUAGCAACGUUCCAUCAUCAAAUCAGCAGUCAGUCGAUCCCACCGAUGAGUCUUCAACCAAAGACGGCUCUACCGAAAAGGAGGAUCUAGCAGCACAGCAGGAAGAUUUGGACAUAACCAGCCCUUCUACAAGCACUACCGCAAGUACCAUUACCAAUACUACUGCCGCAACCAGCGCUUCAUCUUUAUCCGGUCAAGAUACCACAUCUCUACUAGUUAUAAAGACUAUUGGUGGGCUUAUACCAGAUUAUGGGUUUGCUAGAGACAGAGGCUAUGAACCCGACAUGGCUGAUGAAGAUGGGGAUGCUGAUUUCAUCACAGCUAAACAUGCAACACCAAAUCCAUCUCCAGCUCUUCCUCCUCAUUUAGAAGGUGGCAGUCUUGAGGAACAGGAAUUAGGGUUAAAACUAGAAUUGGAACUGGAACGGCAAUUGGAACAGGAGUUGGAGCUUGGAACUCGAGCAGCAGAGGCGACUGCUCAAGAAGAAAAUAUGGCACAAGCCCCAUCAUCAUCCGAUACUUCUCCCUCCUUGGACGCAAUUGCAACGCAACAGAAAAUUUUACCUGUUCAAACUCCUGAACAGGACCACUCAAACGAAGGUCUUUUGGAAAAUAUCUCCAAGCCCUGUGAGGACUCCACUGGGUCUACCAAUGAUGGUUUUGACAACCAUUCUGAAUAUGAAAUGAAGGACAAUGGGGCGUCCUCGAUGGAAACUUCAUUUGAGGAAUUGAUAGACUCUGCAGCCUCAGUAGAGCAGCUUUCGCCGCCUUCACCCGUUGAAGAAAACAUUCCCGAACCUUAUGUAACAGCCAAAAAUCAACCUGCAGCUGAAAUUUCUCGCGCUGAAGAAUCUAGAGCGAAUAUUGAACCUUAUGUUGGUCCAGACGGAUUCAUUGGGCUACCUCCGCUCGAUGAUACUACUGACUCUGAUGUGUCCGAUAACGAGGACAUUGAGACGUUUCAAGGUAGUCCACCCGAGGUUAUCAUCCUAGAUGAUACACCAGAAACCAAGGUUUCCGAGGACGAGGAUAUAACGAUGAUGGAUGCAUACGACGAGGAGAUUUACCGGAGACAUAGGGUCCCACCAGAACUCUCCAACGUAGUCGUCGAGGAGGGUUCAAUUGAUUUCGAAAAGCUAAGAGCCGAAACGAUAGCUGCCAGGAAUGAACUCGACAUUUUGCAGGAAGAGGCUCAGUUCGAGAUCGUAGUAUCGUUCGAUCGUGCAGAUCUCCUACGAGACUUGGGUGUCUCUGAGGAGCGCAUCGCCAGUUACAUGGAAGUUAACCGAGGAUACGAGCCGCAUACUGGUCCAUGGCCUGCCGCCAGAGCUAAAAAUGAGAUUGAGAUCGAUAGUAGCGAUGACGAACCCUCAGACGAUGAAGAAUAUUAUGAGGGAGAUGAUAAGGUGAAACAUUUCCAGGGAUUUCAAUACAGGAGAUUUCAAUCUGAGCCGCUCAAUAUCCCCCUCACCGACCCUAAUGCUCAUCCUUUUGGACCCAGCUAA
Messenger RNA from Sclerotinia trifoliorum, 3670 nucleotides. The record is from the annotation of a GenBank genome assembly. NCBI's taxonomy places the organism in Eukaryota, Fungi, Ascomycota, Leotiomycetes, Helotiales, Sclerotiniaceae.